UAAUGUCUAAGCAAAAAAACAAGUAGCACGAAAACUAAAAUCUUGGUUCAAACGUAGUCCACGCGCACACACACACUUUUUAACAGACACAGACAAUCGAGACCUCGAAUAUAGGGCUUGUGACGUCAGAAUCGGGGUUGUUGUUUUUUUUUUUUCCAGCGGCUGAACUGCACCAACUGUUGGAUGCACAGCUUGUCUGCUUGCUACGGACAGGUUCCGACAAUAUAUACAACCCCGGCAGUUUUGUACGACUACAUGGUGGUUGGAGCUUCUGACUGAUGUUCAUUCGCCUCUUUCUAAAUACGAGUCCGCUUCCAAAACUUAACAGCACACAGCUGAGUCGACACAAGCCCGAUAGCCGGACGUGAGAAUGGAACCAGAAAAUAUCAAGCUUUACCAGGCACCACAAGCUCGAAAACCGGAUGUUGAAGACUUUCGUCAGAUUUCCUCCGAUUUGCAUCUCGGGUGUUCUGAGGAGGACCUCCAGAACUUCACAAAGUACGCCGCCAAGAUCACAGAAAGCCUCAGUGCAGUUGCACUGUUACCAGACCCAGCCGCUGAGCGCGUCAGGUACCCGCGUACACCAGGGUAUCGACCCGUCCCGGAGGAAAACCCGCACAAUGCAUGGGCCUGGAAAUGCGACAUUCGUGGGUCGCCAGAGGGCAAGCUGGCGGGAAGGAUGAUUGCAAUCAAAGAUAAUGUCGCUGUGGCGGGCGUGCCCAUGCGCAAUGGCAGCCGAAUCUUCGAGAACUACGUGCCGGAGUUCGAUGCCACUAUUGUCACGCGCAUUCUGAAUGCUGGCGGGAUAAUCGUGGGAAAGACCGCGGUAUCGGACCUGUGUCUGGAAGGUAGCUGCCUGACCAAUAUCGAUGGACCUGUCCGAAAUGCAGUGGAUGACACGCGGAUAGCAGGUGGAUCCAGUGGUGGGAGCGGGGCUCUGGUCGCUGGAGGACAUGUGUAUAUGGCGAUUGGAGGUGACCAAGGGGGCUCCAUUCGAAUUCCCGCAAGCUUCAAUGGCAUCGUUGGCUUGAAGCCCACAUAUGGUCUUGUCCCCUACACCGGGGCAUGCUCAAUCGACGUCACCAUUGACCACCUUGGCCCCAUGACCAGGACUGUGCAUGACUGUGCCUUGCUGCUGGAGGUAAUUGCUGGCUACGAUGAUGGGAGAGAUGGAAGACAAUUCCCCAAUACACCCACGGCGGAAUACAGUAAACUGAUCAAUGUGAGCGUGGAAGGCAAGAAGGUGGGCUUGCUGAAGGAGGGCUUCGACAUUUGCGUGGACGAGAUCAAGACUAUCGUGCGACAAGCCGCAGACAGGUUGACGGAGGCCGGCAUGGUGGUGAUGGAGACUUCCAUUCCUGAACAUCGCGAUGGCCCCAAAAUCUGGAUGGCCACCGGAGGAUUUGGUGUGUACAACUGUAUGGUGCGGGGAAACGGCGUGGGAUGGUCUAAAGGAUAUUAUCCUCUUUCCAUGAUGGACGCCGCCUUCCGCGGCUACAAAACUUACCCCCAGGACCUUCCGCCGCUGGUGAAGUUCUUCGCGAUGUACAACGAGUAUAUUGGUCGCCUCUAUGGCAACCGCUUCUUCGCCAAGGGACAGAACCUCAUCCUGGGACUGACGGGGGUCUAUGACAUGGCGCUGGAGGAGUUCGACGUCCUGGUCAUGCCCACACUGCCAUUCGCAGCGCCCAAAAUUCCGCCAGCAGACUGUUCGUUCGAAGAAUUUGCGUCAGUCUCGCUGAGUAUGUGUGACAACUGUAUGCCUUUCAACAGCACCGGUCACCCAGCACUGACCAUCAACGCCGGCUACACGGCAGAGGACAAGUUGCCUGUCGGCCUUAUGAUCGUCGGCAAGAAAUUUGACGAAGUCACCGUCCUUCAGGUGGCCAGAGCGUUGGAGAUGAUUCUUUCCGAAAAAUAAGAUGACUGUGAACUUGACUGAGACUGAUACAAAUAUAUUAUAUUUUUGUGUUAUAUAGAUAGUGUAUCAUCUUUUAAUUUUGCGGUAUCGUUGUAAUUUUUAUUCAGGUCCAGGGACGUGUAUAGGUGGACUGCUGUCUGUCUGCCGAGACCAACACUUAGCCUCUUGCAAAGUUGUCCGCUGUUAGUCUCAGCGAGCCUUAACAGAGAAUGUGACUAAACCGGAAGCCUUAUACAAACAUGCCUCGUUUUAGUAGUUAAUCUGAAAUGUGAGUAAACCAGAAGCUUUGUACACACCUGCCUCAUUUUAAUAGCUAACUGGGAAAAAAAAUCGUCUUCAAACAGUCCAGUAAUAGAAGUUCGUGGGUCAUUCAGUUAUAAGUUAUAGGUAUAUUUGUGCAUGCCGCGUCAAAAGAACUCGUUAAACAUCUUUAUAUACUUAAAAAUUAUUAGAAGCAAUACAUGUAUUAUAAAUUUCAGAAUCAUUUUUAGACUUUUACAUGUUCACAACUAUAAAUCCUUUCGAUUCAUUUUUUCUUUCGAUGCUACUGGCUUGAAGUUUGUAUUGAUGGUUUUAAUAAAGCCUGCUUUUUCUUCUUU
Messenger RNA from Pomacea canaliculata, 2520 nucleotides. RefSeq names its product amidase-like. Bases 371 to 1921 code for a protein of 516 amino acids. The transcript is spliced from 12 exons. Gene Ontology annotation, molecular function: catalytic activity. The record is from RefSeq and is a predicted model, not a curated record. Lineage: Eukaryota; Metazoa; Mollusca; Gastropoda; Architaenioglossa; Ampullariidae.